ACAUCCUAAUAGAUUUAUCUCUUAGACGCAGUUUAGUCCUAUUUUCUGACAAGCAAAAAAGUAGUGAACAGUGAAUCGUCCAGAUGAAGAUCCUCCAAGUUUCAAAUUUGUCUGACGUCCUACCAAAAUCUUUUUUUAAAGACAAGAAAUUAGUAAGUGUUCAAAAUAAUCAAUUUACUGCUGCCGGUGAAAAUUAUGGAAGUUCCGUCAUCUCAAUCGUCAUCACUUUGCAACAUGACGAUUCACAAGAGCAAGAAGAAAUUAACACUGUAGCUAAACUCCUUCCACCCAAUCAGUUUAUAAGAAACUUCAUGAACAGUUCUUACACAUUUCGUAACGAGUUAGGCUUUUAUCAAACAAUUCUUCCAACGUUACGACUUUUCCAAAAAGAACAAACCUCUGUGGAGACGUUAGAUUUCUUCCCAAAAUUUUUGGGAGGGCGGUUAAGUCUUGACUCGUCUGCGAGAUUUCCAGAUGAUAAUGCUAUAAUUCUACUGGAGAAUCUCAAAGACAGUGGUUUUGAGCUCCACGAUCGUCACAAUGGUUUUGAUCUAGAAGCAACCAAAUUGAUUUUGAAAAGAGUAGCAGAACUUCAUGGGGUAGCACUAGCUUUAAAAACUACUCCAGAAUUUGAACAAACGUUGUCGUUGUACUUUGAGGAAUUUCGGAUGUUUGGGGGUGAUGAUGGACUCCCCAUGUUCCAAGUUUUGAAAAAUAAGGUGAUCAAGGUGCUCGAAGAAGACGAAUUUUGUCGCGUCCAUAUGGACAGAAUUAGAUUAGCCAUAGAUGUAUGCACUACUAAUCUUUUAUUGCCAAAAAAUGUGGCCAAAUUUCGUCAAGACACAUUUGCUACGUUCAUUCACAGUGACUUAUGGAUAAACAAUAUCAUGGUGAGGAAGCACCAGAAUAAAAUAGAAGAAGUUAAAUUCCUCGACAUGCAACUAUGCGAAUACGCUUCUAUAACCAAAGAUCUCUUGUUUUUUCUUUUCACAAGUGUAGAGAACUCAGUGUUAACACAAAGUUUUGAUCAAUUACUGUCUUUCUACUAUAAUGAACUAAAAGAAAAUCUAGAAAAAAUGAAGUGUUAUCGAAACGAAUUUAGUUUUGACGCUUUGAAAACAGAAAUGAGGGAUGUGGCCAGUAAUAUCGGAUAUUUUAAUAUUAUCAGAGGAAUGCCUGCGGUUUUUGGAGCUAUAGAUGUGGUUUAUGAGGCUGAGGAUCUUAACAGAGAUCGUUUACUACAUCAGCUCGAAUUUUCGGAAGUUUGUAAAACGAGGAUUUGUUUAAUCACACGAGAAUUUAUUCACAAAAGAUGGAUUUGAUGAUUUAUUGUUAAAUUAGGGUUAUAUUAGAAAAUAUUUAUAGGCAGGCUGAGUGUCAAAAUUAACAUGUUUAAGGUUAUCUAAUGAUUGCAAAAUUAAACACUGAUAAAUUAAACUGCCCUUGUUUUUAUGUUUAUGGCAGAGAUUACACAUAUCUAUAAUAAAUGAUUUACACAUUGAA
This is a messenger RNA of Zophobas morio, 1503 nucleotides long. RefSeq lists its product as uncharacterized. The record is from RefSeq and is a predicted model, not a curated record. The transcript has a single exon. NCBI's taxonomy places the organism in Eukaryota, Metazoa, Arthropoda, Insecta, Coleoptera, Tenebrionidae. The coding region runs from base 84 to 1322 and encodes 412 amino acids.